Penicillium subrubescens is the source of this 1293-nucleotide messenger RNA. RefSeq lists its product as uncharacterized. The coding region runs from base 1 to 1293 and encodes 430 amino acids. The transcript has a single exon. Lineage: Eukaryota; Fungi; Ascomycota; Eurotiomycetes; Eurotiales; Aspergillaceae. The record is from RefSeq and is a predicted model, not a curated record.
AUGGGUCUCACUUCCCAGCAGCAGGAACAACUUCACCGCGAUGUGAAAUACACCUUGGCUGAAGUUACCCAAACGGCCUCGUCCUGGCAGCACUUGCCUGGAGCUUUUGCUCUUCCCAGUACUGAGAGGCUUCGUCAAAUAUACGCAGACCUACCAACGCACCAGCCUUCACGGGACCUAAUUGACGAAUACGUCAUGUUUCGAAAGGACAAUUAUGGCUGGAGGUCCACGGAGGAAGACCCAACACUACCGACCAUCAAACAAAAGUCCGUCGACUUCAUCUACAAGAGCAAGUUUCUUCGGAUUCUGUCCAAAGAUUAUCGACCCAACUUUGACUCUCUUGGCUUCCAGAAGACCGAGAGAGCAAGCGUCAUGACGCUGUGGUAUGCCUGUCGACUCAUGAAGCUGGUUCCUGGCCUGUUCGAGCGGUCUCAGGUUAACACUUGGCCAUACAGCAUCAACGCGUAUGAUUCUGUUCACGGAAGCUGCCUUCUACAGAAGUACCACCAGGAUCUGAAAAAGAAGGACUUUGAGUCGGCAAAGCCACAAGUUGGGAGUACCCCGAUCAAGCCAAAAGCCGGCCCGUUCGGCGAAGGGGAGCCCAAGAAUGCAAACCAAAGUGGGACAAGCCAAGUUUGGGAUAACCGCCAUAAGGAGAUCAGCCGUCGGUACAUCGGACCGUUCUCCGAGGCCCAGCGAGAUACUAUCGUCAAGAUCCUCAGAAAUCCAGAAACCGGUUAUGCCACAGAGGCGGAUGUGAGAAAACUUGUUCGCAGGAUCGGCAUAGCAAGUCUGGACAAGGAGGACAUUGCGGCUCCAGAUGUACUCGACCGCGAUGCGGUCAGAGUCAUUCUGGACGAGUUCACAGGAGACUACUUCGAGCGCAAGUGUCUCAUGUACGAAUCCGACCAGAUGAACUCAUUACCAACCGGCUCUACGAAGAAAGAUCUCAACAUCACGGAGGUAUUAGGGACUGGUGAAAAUAUUAGCAGUGCCUUCGAGGAAUUUAUUGAGGGAAAUGACGAUGCUCUUUCGCAGGAGGAAGAUGUUCUACCGCAGGAUGAAGAUGGUCUUUCGGAAGACGCAGUCUUGCAGGUUGAGAAAGCUUAUACCAAGAAGCUUGAACAAGUCUCUGCCCCGUUUGCUCCCUUGGUUGAAGCCUGCAACUAUGCAGGUAUCCCGAUAAUUGACGGUCAGCCUACUCUGAGCCUCAGGGACGAGGAUGAAGCCCAAGGUCCACCGUUCUCCAGCCGUGGCAGUCCUCAGCAAUUGCCCGGCUGCUACGCCAGAUAG